CUGUUUUUUUCUGCUUCGUGACUGCCAGGGAAGUCAGUAGCUUUACAUGUUAUUGCGCAUGCACCAUUGACACGUGACUGCCGUACGCCUUCUCGUGACCAGACUUUGUAGCAGUGCAGAGCCAUAACUGAAGAGCUUUGUAGCAGUGUCUCAAGAUCGUUCGAAGUGAAAGUGAUGGAAAUCUAAUCAGAUUCUAAGUUAGAAAUGAGUAGCUCUACAUGUUCAGGCUGUGACGUUGGAGGGGCUUUGAUGAAAUGCUGUGGUCAUUGUAUUUCAAAGUCUGUCAGAGAUGAAGUUAAAGGUCUUCUGUGUCUAGCUUGGCCUGUGACUGUAACUGUAUUUUUGCAAUUUUUUCUUCCUGAAAUGAAUCUGUUGUUUUGUGGCCACAUCGGAAAACUAGAACUAGAUGCAGCAGGUUUAGCCCUCUCGUUUACUAAUGUUACCGGCCUUUCAGUAGGCAUCGGCAUGUCGGCUGCUUGUGACACUCUGAUAUCACAGGCGUGUGGUGCUAGAAAGUUUUACAAAGUUGGAAUUAUAAUUCAGAAAGGCAUAUUGAUCUUGUCUUUGGUUAUGCUUCCAAUAUCGGCUGUUUGGCUGAAUGCUGGAUCUCUUUUGCAAGUUUUGAAUCAAGAUCCUGAAAUUGUCAAACAAGCAGCUGUGGUUUGCAAGAUACUUAUUAUCGGCUUGCCAGGCAAUUUUUUGUACACAAUAUUACGCAAGUAUCUCCAAAAUCAAGGAGUUGUGAAACCUGUUGCUGUAGUUGGAUUCAUCAUCAUACUCAUUUCAGCUUUAACUCAUUUUAUCACUGUUAUUUUAUUGGAUUUGGGAUUAUUGGGUGCUGCUGGAUCACUGGUAUUUUGUCAGUUACUACAACCAGUGAUUUGCCUUGCUAUAAUACGAUACAAGAAAUUAGGCAGGAACACAUGGAAUGGUUGGUCGUGGGAAUGUGUGGUUGAUUGGUGGAUGUUCUUACGAUUAGGACUUCCCAGUGUUGUCAUGGUGUGUAUGGACUGGUGGACCUUUGAAAUAGUUGUACUAGUUGCAGGAAUGGUGAGCAAAGUAGAUCUGGGUGCUAGUGUUGUAACAUUUCAAGUUAUCGCUACAGUCUUCAUGGUUCCGUUUGGUAUAGUACUAGCAGCAGCAGUCAGAGUUGGUACAUUCCUUGGAGCCAAUCAGCCAACAAAAGCAAAGAGAACGGCAUGGGUGUCAAUAUCUUUAGUUGGGUCGUUCGCUGUUCUUGUUUCGAUGCUGUUGCUAUCUCUACGUUCAAGCAUCAGCUACAUCUUUACUUCAGACAAAGAUGUUGUCACUUUAGCGGCAAAGGCUAUGCUGGUAGUUGCACCAAUAGUAAUUGUGGAUGGCUUGCAGGGAUCAAUCCAAGGCGUCUACCGUGGUGCUGGUCGUCAGAAAACAGGAGCAGCGUUAAACUUGAUUGGCAACUAUUUUGUCGGCUUGCCAAUUGGUGUUCCUCUUGCAUUGAUCGGAAAGAAGGGUGUAGUAGGAUUGUGGAUUGGAGUGUUGUGUGGCUUGGUAGUGAUGGCUUUAGGAGGUUUAAUUGUUGUUCUCAGACUGGACUGGAUAGAUGAAGCAAUGAAGGCUCAGAAACGAAUGGGAGUCGUAUCUGAUUCGUUGGAAAAUUUGUCUGAAGACAACUGUGAACAAACAGAGACCUGCCUGCAAGUUAAAGAUAUUGUUGACCAGAACGAAGACGAUGAGAAUUCAUGUCGUGAUUCAUUGGCUUUACUGGUUGAUGAACCAUCUGACGUGAACAAGGACCAACGUUGUCUUAAUAUAACAACAAUUGAAGAUGCCAGCUUCAAAUGUGCAACACAGAAUUUCGAAUUUGAAAUGGAACCUAAGUCGAUGAUGUCACCAUCACAGAAGAGGACAGCACUCUGUCAAAAACUGUUACUCUUCUUGGCUGGUGCGAUGAUCGUCAUUGGAGCUGGAAUUACCAGCAAUUUCUUUUCGUAUCAAGAUCCCAAUCUUUAUAAUUCCACCUGCAAUGCUUCCUCGUUUUAUAUCAAUUCCACUGGCACUGAGUUUCCCUUUGUAACCACCGCAGUGGCACUAAACGUUACAAGCGCAGCUGGAGCUUUGCCUGUGACAUCACCGAAAUACUCUUGUACAGCAUCACCUGCAUGUAGUGCAAAUAUUCCGGCACUAUCAGUGUAUCGAGGCACUGUUCAUCCUCGACCUUCAAAAGUGUUGAAAUUGCAUUCGUCAAGCUAUGCGAUUUCUUUGUUUUCAAAACCGCCACGAACAGCUGAAUAGUUGAUAGUGAUAGUUUGACAAUGAAAGAUUGUUGACAUUUUUUCUAUUUUGAAAUUGUUCUACACACACAAGUCAAA
Molecule: messenger RNA, 2351 nt
Organism: Corticium candelabrum
Lineage: Eukaryota; Metazoa; Porifera; Homoscleromorpha; Homosclerophorida; Plakinidae
Product: multidrug and toxin extrusion protein 2-like
Exons: 21
Coding region: 205-2274 (689 amino acids)
Biological process (GO): xenobiotic detoxification by transmembrane export across the plasma membrane
Cellular component (GO): membrane
Molecular function (GO): antiporter activity; xenobiotic transmembrane transporter activity
Source: RefSeq, a predicted model, not a curated record